This is a messenger RNA of Vespa crabro (European hornet), 3868 nucleotides long. Its product is annotated as homeobox protein Hox-A1-like. Gene Ontology annotation, biological process: regulation of transcription by RNA polymerase II. The coding region runs from base 848 to 2353 and encodes 501 amino acids. The transcript has 2 exons. Gene Ontology annotation, molecular function: DNA-binding transcription factor activity, RNA polymerase II-specific; RNA polymerase II cis-regulatory region sequence-specific DNA binding. Gene Ontology annotation, cellular component: nucleus. The record is from RefSeq and is a predicted model, not a curated record. Lineage: Eukaryota; Metazoa; Arthropoda; Insecta; Hymenoptera; Vespidae.
GGGGGGAAAUCCUGGGUGUGAGUGAGAGGAAGAAGAAGGAGAAAACUUGGACACAGCAAAACCCUGUGGGUCAGUCUCACCUGCGUGCAAGCUUCGACCUAGCCAGUCCAGUUGAGCGGGCCUCCUCGUUCACAUCGACUCGCGCAUAGUUUCACGACAUAAUUAUUAAUCGACUCUUAUUUAUAUUAUUCCUAAUAAUACCAAUUGAACACAUUCAUCAUUAAAAGUGUUUUGUGUGACUCUUUCAAAGGAAAAUACAUAUUAAUAUAUUUUUUAACUCGAAAAUAUGUCUUAUUGAAUUACAGUGUAAUAUCAAGGAAUCAUAAAAAGUCGUGAUAUCGAUAAAAAAAGAAAUUUAUUAUCCAAAGUGUUUAAUCUAAUUGAAUGAAUUUUUCUAUAUAGAAUUGAUUACUAAAACUUAUUUGACUAACGUGUCUUAUACGAUAGCGUGCUUAUCGUUCCUGAUCUCAUAUAACUUUAUUAUGUUGACAACGUACUGACAAAAAAAAAAAACGUCGCGAAGCUAUUGUUUUUAUCAGUUUUAUCGUGAAAAAUUGCUUGGUGGAAAAAUAUUACGAUGUAGUAGUAUAGGAGUGAUAUCGGAUGGACUUGGAAAGUGCUUUAAAUUUAUAAUUAAUCUUCGGUCACGAAGAAAAAAAGCUACGUUCCAUUAAUCAGACUCCUUGAAGUGCUCUCUGAGUGUACUAGUUAAUAACAAUGUAGAGAACAUCUUAGUUCUCUUUCUUCAAAAAUUUUAGAAACUAUCAGUUUGAAUCUAUGUGAACAGUGAAAAACAACGUGGUGGUGGACUGUGAGUCGUUGAUGUAUUCGUUUCAUCGCCAUAAGGAUGAUGAUGAUGGACAUGGGCAUGUACGGGACCUACGGUAAGCCAGAUUCAUAUCCCAACUACGUGUUCGCUGGUCAAGGGAAUCAUCAUCAUCAGGCUUCUACCGUCGGUGGACAUGUGUCUGUACCACCAUCACCCGAUCUUGCACCGAGUCAUUACUACCCUCAGACUGCAGUGGCUCCUUACUCAUCUUCGUCAUCCGAAAGUUUCCUGACUGCUGAGUCUGGUGCUUCGUCGAGUACGCCGCCUCAAAGUUUCUACUCGCCGACGGGAGCUGUACUACACGAGGAUGGUACUACUACGGCGAUCAUUUCGUCGGAGAACGGUCUAAGUUAUACCAAUCUUGAUUAUGCUUCCUCUUCGACGUACUCAGGUCAACAACAACAACAACAACAACAACAGCCACAAUCACACGCAGGAUCUCAUGGUUCGAAUGAACCUCAUCAAAGUUACCAUGUACAGCAAAACACCUACAGAGAAGAUCAUCAUCAUCAUCAUCACCACCACCACCAUCAUCCACCGAGUCUUCAUCAAACUGCUACCUUACAAACCCAUCAAAGAACGGAACUUGAUUUGCACCAGCCAACCUCUAGUCAUCAUCAUCAUCAUCAUCCUCCUCCUCCUCCUCCUCCUCCUCACCUUCGGCAUGAACCCGAAUAUCAGGUACCAGUCGGUGCAACUCCCAAUUACGUUCACCAAUACGAAGAUUCUCUUCACUAUCAUGCUCCGAUCAGACAGAACGAGUUCCCCGGGCAUCCUACAGGACAUUACAAAGAAGAGAAUCGUGAUCCAACCUCUUAUCACGCUCUUCCACAGCCAGGACAACAUUCUCAACAACAGCAACAACAUCCUCAUCCACAACAUCCUCAUCAUCAGCAACACUCUCAUCAGCACCAACAACAACAACAACAACAACAACAACAACAACAACAGCAGCAGCAAGCUCAAGUACCUACUUACAAAUGGAUGCAAGUUAAGAGAAACGUUCCUAAGCCCGUCGCUACAAAGACGACUCACAAUGCUGGAGAUUUUAUCGGUAACACGGUCGGUGGUACAAAUCCAUCGGUUUAUGGAAAUUCAACGAGUGGUACCGUGAACUGUCUUACUGGCGGUCCAUUAGCUGGUAUAACAAGUGGCUUCAACAAUACCGGUCGUACGAACUUCACUAACAAACAACUAACCGAAUUGGAGAAGGAAUUCCAUUUUAACAAGUACUUGACACGCGCGAGACGCAUCGAAAUAGCCUCGGCCCUUCAACUAAACGAGACGCAAGUGAAAAUCUGGUUUCAGAAUAGACGAAUGAAGCAGAAGAAGAGAAUGAAGGAAGGCCUUAUACCGGCCGAUGGUGGAAACGUCACUCAACUAACUGGUGCGAGGAGUAGCAGCAAUUCACCGACGAGCAAUCAUCAAACAACAACCAAUCAGGACAAUAUUGCUGGACUUAGUCUAUCCAAUUUUACCAGCGACAAUAGUCGAGAAUCACCGCCUAUAUCGAUCAAAGAUUAAUUCGAUCAUUUAUGAUCUUACGUUUCACGACGAAACGAUGAUUGAAACUAAGCUAAGACUCUAAUAAUAGGAAGCAAAAAAUAAUGAGACAAAACAAAAAGAUAUUCCUCUUAUGUUUUCUUAAGAUAUUACUCGAAUAUUAUUAGAUUCAACAAUUUCAUUUAUACGGAUCUUAUUUUCGAAUCGUCACGUUUGUUACAACUGGAACUUCUUAAAUUUAACGAUUUAAGAUAUAAACAUAUUUUUUAUGUCUGUUUUUUUUUUAAUUUAAAAAAAAAUUUUUUCUUCAUUUCAUUAUUUCCAUAAUUGAUAUUAAACUCGAGACAUAACUCUCGCAUUUAAAUAGAACAAAAAUGUAUGAAAGUUCGUCUUAAAAUUGAAAAUAUUUAUGAUUUAGUUGUUAUUUUAAUUAUUAUCCGAUAUAAGCGAAUUUUCUUACUACUUUGUGUUACAACGUUACCAAUGUAAAUUAUCUUAUUCUGAACGAUCUUCGUAAAUUUAUUUUUUUUUUAUUUACAUGAUUACAUGAACUAUCUAAGAAGAAACUAAUGUCCUGAGAGAGCACUCGUUAGAUUAAAAAAAAAAAAAGAGAAAAAAAAAAAGAGAAAAAAAAAGGAAAAGAAACAGAAAACAAAAAAAAAUACACCUAGAGAUAAUACAAACCAAUUUAGAUUAUCAGAUUAUCUUUUAAUUAGGUAAUCCUACUAUCGAUAAAAUAAACGAAGAUGCAAAUACAAUUGAUAGCAAAAAAAAGAAAAAAAAAAAAAAAAAAGAAAAAAAGGAAGAAAAAAGAAAAAGAAAAAAAACGAUUAACGCCUAAUUCAAAUAAUCUAUAUCACGAUUUCGAUUAAUAAAAAACCUUUUCAAAUUCAUUUACUCGAACCAAAAUACAUAUGUACAUUUGUAAAUGAUUUCUCAAAAUAUCAUUGUCACGUAACGUAAUAUCUACAAAUGAAUACGUUGGUUUCACGAAUAUGACCGAGAAAAUGUCCACGCAAGUUGCAUAUACGAUAUGCAACUAACAAACAUUAAUAAACAAACGUUUGUAAAUUAACUUUAUGAAAUAUCAGAAACGUUUAACAGAUAUAUAUAUAUAUAUAUAUAUAUAUCUGUAAGCAUAUAUGUAACGUGUAACAUCAGGAUGUAUAGAAGAACUCAUUAAUUGUAAAUCCCAAUCAAAAAGGUUUCUUCAUAAUGAAGUUCCAUCUUUUCUCAAAGUAUUAUGUCUAAAAAGUAAUAAAAUUAUUACAAGAUUAUUAUUAUUACAUAAUAAUCUAUAUCUAUGCAUACAUACAUACAUACAUACAUACAUACAUACAUACAUAUAUAUAUAUAUGUGUGUGUGCGUGUGUGUGUGUGUAUAUAUGUGUAUAUGUUAUUGCGAUAACACACAAUAACGCGAUACAUUUAGUCUAUAACUUAAAAAUAUUUGUGUAUUUAUAUGUAAAUAGAAUCUUGAACGCGCGCGUCCAAGCUUGAUGUGGUGAAAAUAAAAAUAAUGAAAACGUUUAUUGA